Messenger RNA from Fraxinus pennsylvanica, 1032 nucleotides. NCBI's taxonomy places the organism in Eukaryota, Viridiplantae, Streptophyta, Magnoliopsida, Lamiales, Oleaceae. The record is from the annotation of a GenBank genome assembly.
AUGGGGAAAGGAGACCUCUGGGACGAUUCUGCUCUCAUCGACGCUUUCGACCACGCAAUUUCCAAGUACAAGACGAUGCAUGGGAUGGGAGUCCGAGGUGGGUCAGGUGAGGGAGGAAAACCCAUUACUAGUAAUGGGGAAAAUUUUGAAGUUGAUACUAAGAGCAGUGAAGUUAGCUCCUCUGCAGGACAUGUGGAGGCAGCUGAUGGCAAGAAAACCGCAUUAUAUGCCACUGCAGAAAUUGGCGAGACUGGCAACGUUUCACCAAUUGAGGAAUAUCCUUCCGAUUCCGUGGAGUUCGUUUUCCCUGAAAAACAUAUAGUUUCAUCCACUGUGCAAAAUGGUAACCAUACACCUGACAAAGAAAAUUCUGCAAUGGAGUCGAGUUCUCCAAAGAAACAUAUAGGUUUGUCCGAUGCGCAAAAUCUUCAAGAUGAGGCCACUUGGUACUCACAAAGUCCAGAAGAGUACAACCAGUUACUGAACAAAUAUUACGAGCUUGAGAGUCAGAGGCAGAAUAUUCUCCAGCAACUUAACCAAUUCAGCAAUUGGAGCUAUGAGCAUCCCGUUUCUAGUACAUUCACUCCUGAAUAUCAUCAAGGUUCAAUUGCCCAGUCUUCUUACCAAACAGUUACCUGUUACUGUCCAUAUGGCUGCCAAAGUUCAGUGGCCUGCUGCCCUUCAUUACCAGCUCACUGUUCAGAUGGUGCUUGUGUUGAUAAAAGUUUUGAUACUACUAGAGUUGGUUGUAAUGGGAAUUCAGCAUCUCAGGAAGAUCAUGAUUUUGUUAAAACGGCAAUGGUUGCUGCAGAAAGAGCACUUUCUUCUCUUACGAAGGAAAUUUCUCAGAAGGCUGAUGCAUCUGUAAAUGGAGGGGAGGAUAAAGAAUUGCAGCCAGAAGUUAGCCAUUUACCAGAAAGCACCGAGUCUGGAACAGAUCUAGCUGUGGUUUUGAAUGCUUGGUAUUCUGCAGGUUUUUACACUGGAAAGUAUCUUUCGGAACAGUCCUUGGGAAAGAAAAGACACGGCUAA